This is a messenger RNA of Brassica oleracea var. oleracea, 779 nucleotides long. RefSeq names its product calmodulin-like protein 6. The record is from RefSeq and is a predicted model, not a curated record. The coding region runs from base 149 to 613 and encodes 154 amino acids. Gene Ontology annotation, molecular function: calcium ion binding. NCBI's taxonomy places the organism in Eukaryota, Viridiplantae, Streptophyta, Magnoliopsida, Brassicales, Brassicaceae. The transcript has a single exon.
CAUUCUCCUUAGUUUCCGAAACUCCCCUUGCCGGGUCUCCAAGGGGCCAAGAAAGUACUGCUUUCUGGCUUCGUGGAGUCUCAUCAUUCUCUGUUUUUAACGCUUACUUCAUCCACAGGCAAACUCAAAUCCAAACCUAACCCUAAAAAUGAAUACCACGGAACUAAAACGUGUGUUCCAAAUGUUCGACAAGGACGGAGACGGACGGAUCACUAAGAAGGAGCUAAACGAUUCAUUGAAAAACCUCGGGAUCAUAAUACCAGAGAAGGAGCUCGGGCAGAUGAUCGACAAGAUCGAUGUGAACGGCGAUGGUUGUGUCGACAUUGAAGAGUUUGGAGAGCUUUACAAGACGAUAAUGGUGGAAGACGAGGACGAGAUAGGAGAAGAAGAUAUGAAGGAAGCGUUCAACGUUUUCGAUAGGAAUGGAGAUGGGUUUAUCACAGUGGAUGAACUGAAAGCGGUUUUGUCUUCCUUGGGACUCAAACAAGGUAAGACCUUGGAGGAAUGUAGGAAGAUGAUAAUACAAGUGGAUGUUGAUGGUGAUGGUAGAGUUGAUUACAAGGAGUUUAGACAAAUGAUGAAGAAGGGUCGGUUUUUUAGCUCUUUGAGCUGAUAAUUAAUGAUUUUUUUUUCUUACUUUUGUUUAUUUUAUUUUUCUGAUUAACCAUUUUUCUCUCGCAUUCUAGAAGGAAAAAUCACAUGAUUGGUAAAUGAAGUGUUUAAUAGUCUAAGAUUUGCGAGAGCACAUUGUAAAAAUUGUAGACCUGUUUGUUUAUUAA